This is a messenger RNA of [Torrubiella] hemipterigena, 2042 nucleotides long. The record is from the annotation of a GenBank genome assembly. NCBI's taxonomy places the organism in Eukaryota, Fungi, Ascomycota, Sordariomycetes, Hypocreales, Clavicipitaceae.
CCGCGGGUGACUGUCGCAAACCAAAGUCUGAGAUGGACAACCCUGCAGCGGCGCGUGCCGACGCCACGGCCUGACUGCAUGCAUGUAUGUGACAAGCAAAUGCGCAAAGAUGGUGUGGUUACGCUCUAGGUAGUCUCUGCGAAGGGUCUUGGGGCUGUGUUUUGAGUAGCAAAUACAUAACCAUGUUGCGACGCCCAAUCUUUCCUUCCGCGCGGCUCUUCUAAUAUUUUUGCACUGUCUUUCUUUUUUCACUAAGCCAUGUUGUCGUUGGCUGCUUUACUUUGGGUCACGGCCCUUGGGCCAAUUGCUUCUGCAUCUGCUUCUGUUCAACCGCAUAGUGAUUUCAGUGACAUUGCUCGAUAUCUACACCACCGUGCCGCAGAUGGCGUCAUUCUGGACAAACGUACCUCGAUAAACUCUGCUCUGGAGGACUUCACGCUGUUUAAAUACUCCAAUGAGGUGUCGACCAAAAACGGCAGCUCAACAACUACCCUUUCAAAGGGAAUCGAAAUCGUCUGCACAAAAUGCUACGUCCUGGGCUCUGCUCAGGUCAAACUCACUUCCAGCGAACCAUUCAACGCGACUCAAUUCACACAGUCUACCGCCAAUGCAUUCAACAAGACCUUUGGCGACAUCAAGAAAUAUACCUCGGUGCUAGCCGACGAAGUUCAACACUUUGUUGGGACGAGCCUUGAGUCUAUUUCACAUUUGGAUCUUGGAAGCCUGCAAGGUUUCCACCUGCCUGCACCCCAGAUUGACUUUAAUAUCCCUGUCACCGCGCCAGACACAAAGUUACAAAUCAAUUUCCAAGAUCUCGAUGUGUACGCUGAACUAGGAGUUGUCCUCUCCUCAAGCCUCACUUACAAACUCAAUCUCUACUCUUCGAAAUCCUUGUUGGGUGCCAAGGUUGGCAACGUGCUUGUGGGCGUGGUUGUUAAUUUGGACUUGAUUCUAUCUACCGAGACCGAGGUUGACCUGAGUACAGGUUUCCACAUAAAGCUUGACCGGGCCCUGAUAGACAUCACCCUGUUUGCCGAUGAAGCGUCCCAUAUCGACCUCCGUGGCGGAAAAUUCGACUUUCUCCCAGUAACGAUCGAGACUAGCUCUGUCGUCCUCAAGGCCGUCUUGCGUCUCGGUGUACAGACGGGCUUCACCGUUGGAAUCGACUAUAGCCAACCCGUGGAGAUCCUCAACCAUACCAUGUCUGAUCUCAAACUCAUGUCUGGCAUUGAGGCCUCUGUCUAUGCUAACAUUGCGGAAUUUACUACGAACGUCACAGCGGCCGAUAUGUCUGACGAUCAGAACAAGUGUAAAGUAUCUGUGGAGCAAGGUUAUCAAUUCGCUAUUGGCGCCGCAGCUGGAGCCUCAGUGCAACUCUUUGAUCACAUAUGGGGGCCUGUUCCCAAGACUGAAAUUCCUCUCUACUAUACCAGCCUCAAACCAGCUUGUAUUACUCCCAAGACACGAACGGCAACGCCAACGCCAAUACUCAAGGACCGAGUUGAUUUGUCCACUACGACAACAAAAACGCAAUACACAUAUUCGGCCCUCGGUUGCGCAUCACAACUCAUCAAUUGCCCUGCAUCAUUGAUGACUUUGUCUACAAACAUCAUCAAGACGACGCUGACUACAAGUGUUCCCGCUGGCGCCGAUGUAGUGUGGACUGUUCAACAGGCCAAGACAACACGAGCAGUGCCGGUAGAGUUUGGUGCAAAUGCGGUUACCAUAGCCCCGUCAUCAGGCAAACCAACGUCGUUUGUACCAACACCUACAACAUCACCAAAGAGUGUUGGAGAUAUUAUCAGCGGGUCAACUGGCGGCGUAAACAACAAGCUGAUAAUUGGGCUGAGUGUUGGCCUGGGUGUUCCAUUGCUGGUUGCAAUCACGGCAGCAAUCAUUUUUUUCCAUCGUCGUCGUAAGAGUAACGAUCCUAAGGGUGCAGCAGAGAGUGAAACACUAGCGACUAAAUGAUAUUUGUAGACAAGUUAGUCAGUUAACAGUAGUAGUCUAUAUAAGCUCUAUAUCCGUCAACUGUUUUUUAU